Messenger RNA from Echinostoma caproni, 445 nucleotides. NCBI's taxonomy places the organism in Eukaryota, Metazoa, Platyhelminthes, Trematoda, Plagiorchiida, Echinostomatidae. The record is from the annotation of a GenBank genome assembly.
UCGCGAGAUCCUUCCGGAUGCCCAAUUCCUCCCGGUGACCGACAGUAAUGAAGGAAUAGAACCAGGUUACCGUACAGGAAAUGUUUACCCUUCAGAUCCACUGGGAGUGGGUAAAAAUACCCAGCUAGACGACGAGGAUAUUCAAGACGAGGACGAUGAUGAAAUCGAUAGAGAUGACGAAGAGGUAGAAGAGGAAGAUGAUGAGGGUGAAGAAUGGCUCCCAGGUCCGAGUCCAGAUUCACCUGGAUCAGUAGCUGCACUUGGAUCCACAAGACCUGGUGGUCUUCCCAGUCAUAUGUCCUAUCCGAUGAGAAUCACACCCACUGGUCCUGGUAAUAUCGCGACCGGUGGUUCCGCAAUUUCAAAGCAGGAAUCUCAGCAACCGGAUGCUAAACUCACCCCUCGCGGCGGUAAUGACUUGCUUUUAAAAAAGGUGUCCUGCUAA